CCUACAGAAAACAUUUUCUUCAAGUUACUGUUUCUAAAGGUGGUUCUACAUGUUACUGAAUUGUGUGAUGUACUUAUUUUUCCCACCUGGUUUCUGAAUGUUGGUUUACUUUUGAUUUUUUAAAAUAUCAGUACAUUUUGAAAUCUGUUGUGUUUUGUUUUUUUUUAUUGUCACCUGAGGUAAUUUUAUGCUAUAUAAAAACAUAAAAUUAAAGGAGGGUGUACUUCCUUUUUCCUGUGACUGUGCAUACAGCAAAUAAAGUCUGAUGCACUGUUAAUGACUUUACUAAACAUGUUCGGUUCUUUGAAAAGGCAAAAAAGCCAUAGUCUGUGUGAGAGUUCUUUCCUCUUCUAGCCUUUUAGCAACUGACCACAAGUAAACAAUAUCAUCAUGCCCCCUUGUGUUGGUGCACUUGAUCAGCUUUAAGCUGCGUGUGUAGCAGAACCACAGUGAGGCAUCAGUGACACGGAAGAGAAAAGCUUUAACCCACUUUCAGAGAAUACACAUAGAGAACUUUCCUACAAUGCUGUAGGUGCAUUUAUUUUGUCUUUACAGCCACAUACAUCAAACAUUUAUAGAUUAAGAGACCUCAGACACACACUGAGUGAGGAAGUGUUUUUUGAGCCUCAGCUUUCAUCAACUUUAGUCAUUCACUAAUACAGCAAUGCAGGACUUUCAUGGAUAUACUGUUUCCAUCUCUGGUGUGCUGUUGUUUGCGCUUCUACAGGGUGUGCAUGUUGUUUUGGCUAAUCCAAAGACAGUGAUCAGAGCUACAGGGAGCUCCCUGAACUUUCAGCCAGAAUAUCCAGAUGGGACAGUGUCAUUCGCUGAGUGGAAGUUCAAUGGGAAAAAGUUUGCUGACUACACUUCAAACCGCAAUUACUCAUUUCCAGAAUCCCAAUUCAGUGGAAGAUUAAAAGAGAACCAUGAUAAAGUUGGAGUAACUUUACAAAAUCUUCAACCCCAAGACUCUGGGACAUUCUCAGUGGUUCUCAUUCUCAGAGCUAGAGAUGGAACUAGAGAACAGCCUCCAACACAAACAUUUAAAGUUUAUAUUGAAGACCCCAUUACAGCUGUGCAGAUUGAGAAGAACCAGACGUGGAGAUUGUCCACAAACAGCUGUGAUGUUGAUGUGAAGUGUGCAGCGCUCGGAGCUGAGAGUGUCUCCUACCUGUGGAGCGGCUAUAAGACUGGGAGUGGAGCUCAGCUGCAGUUCAGUCUGUCACCAGCAGAAGGAGCUGUUACACUGAACUGCACUGCAGCUAACAACGUCAGCUCCAGUUCUGCUACAGAGACACUGAGCUGUAGCAUUGAACAUCCCAGAACAGAAGCUCCGUUGUCAGUGCUUAAACUGAUCAGUAGUCUAGUGGCGGCCUCUCCGUAUCUGUUGGUGACCAUCAUCCUGGGUGUAAAAUGUUACAGAGCUCGGGGUCAUCAUAACAGGCAGUAUGCUGUAACUGUAAUUGAGGAAUAAACACUUGGCUGUCUGUGGUUCCCAUGUCACAGAUUUACAGUUUAUUGAAGCUGAAAAAAAUUUACUCUGCUUAAAAUAUCUUGCAUAGUUUUAUUUUUUAAAUGAUUUUUUCAUUUACACUCAGAUCUCAGGGGCACAGAAUGUACAGCAUUACUGUUCUUAUGUUUGCAGUUUUCUGGAUUGAAUGUUGGAGUUUCUCUUCCAGGUUAGGGGUCACAACACUGUGUGCCCUUAUGACUGCUGGGAAAGCUCAAUUUUCACUCAUCUUCAGCCUUUCUAGUUCCUCUUCCAGCCCCUUGUAUUUCACUCAUCUUCAACCUUUCAGUUCCUUUUCCAGGCCCUUGUAUUUCACCAGAUUCUUGUAUUUCUUCAUUUGUAUGUUGCCAUCAUUUGAUUGCCAAAUCUAUCACAAGUGCAGUAUUCUGCUCCUUUUCUAUUCUCACCAUCUGUUUGUUUGUCUGGCUGUAUCUGGAGGACACACUGGAUUUUUGUUUUCUUUUGUUUUCUUCUGCUCCCUGUGAUUCCUCUCAUCAGGAGAUAGGACUGUCCAAACCAUAUUCAUGUGUAUCUGUCCCUGUACACAAUCCCCACUAUGUUUACUGCAGUUAAAAUCAUAAUGUGUUGUAAUAGACUAAAUGUAAUCUGGUUUGUGUAAUCUGAUCAAGGACUUGUGAACAGAGGAGUAUUUUAAUGUCAGAGUAUCUUUAUAUGUAUAUAAUAUGCUUCAUUACAUUUUUGGAUAUCACUGUGACUGAGAGAACAUUUUAUUUUAGAAAAAGAGAAAGCAGGAGGGAGAGGGGAAGCAUUUGUAGUUUUAAUGUAAAAUGUUUAUUCUCUAACUAUUCUCUGGAUUUGGCCUUGAUAUCUGUUUCUGGACUGUUGUGAAUGACCUCUGGACAGUUUCUGACUCUAAUUUUGUAUACUGGACUCUUGUAUUUAUUAAUAAACCUCCAGGACAUGGAUCCUCACACAUUUCCUGAGUCUUACAACUCAUUACAUUUAGCAGAUACCAGCUUGCAUUAAAAGUUUAAUUUUGUGUAUGUUUAUAAAUAUGUAAGGAAAGCAGUAUUUGCUGGUUAGUAUUUCUGAAAUGAAUCAGCUAAUGAAAUAGUUAAACAUCUACUGAAAUGUAUUUGUUCUGGAAUACACAGUCUCUAUGUACUUAAAAUGAAUUGACUGUCGUGCCAGCUGUAAUUCAAAUCACAGGUUUAUAUUAAAGUACUUAUUAUAAUACAUUAUUGGUUUUAUAUAUAAUAACCACUUACACAGAGACUUGAAAGCCACACACUCCAUGCAAACUAAUUUUAAAAAAUGUGUGCAAUUGUUGAUGUGGUGAUGUUUUCUGUAAGGGGAUGUAUAUUCAGUAUUUUUUUAAUCCUCUUUUUUUUUUUCAGUUUUAGUAUUGAGAUAUGCAGUGUAGUGUCUGAUCCUGAACAGCUGUAUUGCACACAGUAGAGGACCACACGUUGGCCCUUAACACAAUCUCCUUACCCCAAAACUGCCCAGCUGUGUCUCCAUGUUCUCCUUCUACCAGAUCUGCUGAUAAAUAAUAUUUUAGCUUUGAAAUUUUACUUUAAGAGCAUAAUGGUUUGCAAUAAAAAAUACUUGCCAGUGGAUUCUGUGUACAGUAAAUGUCAUUUGUAAUCCCGACGAAUCUAAUGACUUUUAAGGGGGUAGAACACUUUUGCAAGGGACAGUAAG
This is a messenger RNA of Ictalurus furcatus (blue catfish), 3175 nucleotides long. RefSeq lists its product as uncharacterized. The transcript has 5 exons. Lineage: Eukaryota; Metazoa; Chordata; Actinopteri; Siluriformes; Ictaluridae. The record is from RefSeq and is a predicted model, not a curated record. The coding region runs from base 665 to 1474 and encodes 269 amino acids.